UGAACUUUCAUUGGUCACUGGGGUUGGUCACUGAGAUCGAAGAGGCGACCCCUUCUUCAGAGAACCAACAGGGGAAUAAAUAAACGAAGGGACGAAAGGGGAGGGCUUUGAAGGUGGUCCCUUCCGUUCAGCAUCGGUGGCCACUGACUGCUGAGCUUUAAUUAGAGAAGAUUGAAUUUCAAUUUUUUUAGAUGCGUCUCUACUCGGGUCGCAAUGGAAUCAGGCGCAUUAGGUUGUCACGUGAUUCGUCAUUAUUAAUGAAGUAGAAGAUUGUUUUUGCUGUAAGGUCACUAGUCCCUUCCGUUCAGCAUCGGUGACCACUGACUGCUGACCUUUAAAACUUACAACAGAAUGUCUGUCGUUGCUUCCUCUUCUGCCGGACCGAAGAAAGCCGUGGUCAUCGGCGUCACUGGUUUCGUCGGUUCUUACGUUGCUCGUGAACUACUCCGCAAAGGCUAUGCUGUGACGGGUACUUGUCGCGAUCCAGCCACUGCCGCAUGGGUGCCAGCAGCAGUUGGGGGACCCGUGUCUCUUGAAGCACUCACGUUUGGACCGACUGUGGAUAAGGCCAAGAAUGCAGCUGUCCUCGCAGACCUCGCAAAAGGAGCGACCGGGAUUUUUAUGUGCGCUGGAUAUGAGAAGCAGGAACCAGAAACGAUUGAAGUGAUGCAAGAAAUGGCUUUGUCGGUGCUGCGUGCGGCUGAGAGUGAAGUUGGAUUAAGGCUUGAAGAAAUUUUUAUCCAUCUUUACCGACAUCGAUCUCACGCAGUCCCGUUUCUUAAGAGAAAAAGGGCACCAAGGAAGAUACUCAGAAAGAGAGACUUGUUCUGCAAGUUCUAAUCGGAGGUAGAGACGACAGCGACGAACUCGUAGUGAUCCUAACGAGUAGUACAGGGAGUACAAAUCCACCACCAGAGAAAGGGCUGCCAGCAUUGAAAAGCGAAGUGACCCAUUGGUCAGACCCGGAAAAGCAGGCAGCGAAUAAGAGGUUCUCACCUUCCGCGAAAACGAAUAUGGAAUUGCAGAGCUUGGCGUUUGUUGGUAAGACUUGUAUGAAAACAAUACUGCUGGUUUUGUUGUUGUUCCUGCUUAUACAUAGAGAGGAAGAUGACUAGGAGAACUCGUUCAACUUCAUGAUCUUCAUGCCUUUCAUUUUAAUGACAACUACUCUUCUCUCUCCACUACUUAGGUCGUGACGCUACCAACGCGAUCAUCAACAAAGAACGAGCAACAGCUACUAAGCGUCUCCGGCUUUGCAUCAUGAAUCCCUCGUGGAUCCUAGCACCUCAGCUGCAACCCGGUCCCGUGUCUGGGAAUGGUCUGCCAUGGCUAGCGAAAAUAGUAAAGGGGGAAUCAAUGUUACGGCUACAAGAUGUGAACAGCAUAUCGAACUACAGUAUAACGAACUACGAUCAAUGCGGAGCCAAUCUACUUCGCUUUUUUUUCAUUCCUAAGACGCUUUUCUCCAAGAGCAACGGCCGAUAGUCGUGCGCACCAGAAACACAAACCUCUUCUAACACUCGCCGACGCCGUUCCAAAUGACUCUAUGUCCAUCAUACAUUGCGAAGAUCUUGCCAAACUUCACGUUGCCUGUCUUGAAACCCCGACUGCGACUGGUCGAUACUUCGGAGUCAGUCAGAGUUGGGCCUGGGAGGACAUUUUGCAAUGCGCAAAAGAGGAAAUUGACGACCUCAGAAAAGGCGACGAAACCUUCAAGCUAGAGUUCAAGAUGCCACCUGUGACUUACGAAACGCGUAAUCCAGUGACGACAUUCGACAACACAAGAAGAGACACUCUAGGAGUCGAGAUUAAAGGUUUAGGACAGAUUCUGAAACCAACUUUGGGGUAUUUGAAAGAGAAGGCGCUUAUCUGAUUAAUGGAAUGGACAAAAGCAAGUAAGAGACAAUCAUCAUGUACGCAUUUUGUUCCAGGCCCACAUUCACAUAUUUUAGCAUGGUAGAUACAAAUGUAUACUGUCUCUACGGUGACCAAGUAG
Molecule: messenger RNA, 1996 nt
Organism: Amoebophrya sp. A25
Lineage: Eukaryota; Dinophyceae; Syndiniales; Amoebophryaceae
Source: the annotation of a GenBank genome assembly